GCCGCGGCGGAACAUUCUGCGAGCCGUCGCUCUCGUCGCCUGGCCCGCCCGGCGGCGGCGGUUGCGGGGUCUAAAAAUGUUUCAAAAAAAAGAGUAUUUUGGAACCAGCGCUGCCAAAUCAGGAAACGGGCACGACGCGGGCGGGGCGGGGAGCCAAAAUGGCGCUCCCGGGCCCGGCGGCGACCCGCGCGGCGGUGAGGCUCUGCCGGAUCGCGGCGAGCGCUUCCUCGUAUUUGCCGUCUGCGGCGGCCGACGGAAGGAGGGAGCUGGAGCUGCCGUUCGCGCUGGUGGCGGAGCGGGGGAUGGUGGUGGGCGGCCACCGCGGGAUGGGGAUGAACGCGGUGGGGGCACCGCCCGGGGCGCGCUUCGGGGCCGCCAGGGAGCGGGAGAACACGCUGCUCUCCUUCGGCCGAGCCGCCGCACAUGCUGCCGUCGCCUUCGUCGAGUUCGACGUCCAGGUCACAAAAGAUGGCUGCCCAAUAAUCUUCCAUGACGAUUUCAUCCUAACACAAGGGACCGGGGCUGUACAUGAAAGGCGUGUUACUGAUCUUCUCUUGGAAGAUUUCCUCUCUUAUGGGCCACAAAGAGAAUCUUGCAAGGUGUCAUACCUUCUUGCUAUAUAUUUUUUUUCAUGCGAAGUCCAUGAAUGCAUGCUGAAGGCACUGAUAUAUUCACUCUCCUUUGCACUGGCCUUUCAGGUCUCCAAGCCAUUACUUAGACGGGCAGGAGAUGGUAGAGUCCUUAAUUGGACUACAGAAGAUGACGAUUCCCUUUGCACAUUGCAAGAGGCCUUUCAACGUGUCAGUCCUCGCCUGGGAUUUAACAUUGAGCUGAAGUUUGAUGACAGCAUUAUGUAUCACAGGAAAGACCUUCAGUGUGCUCUUAAAGCUGUAUUGCAAGUUGUUUUUGAGCAUGCUAGGAACAGACCAGUCUUUUUUUCAUCGUUCCAUCCUGAUGCAGCACAGAUGAUGCGGGAACUCCAGAGCUUGUAUCCUGUACUUUUCCUAACAGAAGGAGGGACAUCGAAACACCACGAUCCAAGGAGGAACUCGUUUGACGACGCCGUCCGGGUAUGCCUAGAGUACGAUCUGCACGGGAUCGUGUCAGAAGCGAGAGGCGUUCUCAAGAACCCAUCCGCGGUCGCCAGAGCACAAGAAUCUAACCUCGCGCUUCUCACGUACGGGCAGCUCAACAACGUGUGGGAGGCAGUCUACAUCCAAUACCUGAUGGGCGUGCACGGCGUCAUCGUUGACCGGGUGGAGGAGAUCUCGGACGCCGUGGCCGGUUUUGGUCUGGGGAAACCAGGCCUUGGCCGGGGCGGUGCUGGCGUGGACGGAGCGAAAACGCAUCAGGCUCAGGCCUUCUCGCAGCAGCAGCUGGGGUUCCUGCUCCGGCUUAUCCCUGAACUGAUUGAGCAGCGGCACUGAAGGACGGUACACCACCAUAUGUAACAUCCCAGUUUUUGACCCCCCUCGAAGCGGAUGGCAAGCAUUCGCCUUUGGGGUCAACACUUCUCCUGACUGACUGACUGGCAGGUCCGAUUUGACAGCUUAGGAGGUAUACUUGUGCUGCGUGCACACACUCUUCUGUAUAGUCUGAAAACUCGCGGUUCCUUGUUGGUUCAGUACAGUUACAGCCGACCAUGGACCGUGGUCGAUCUCUUGUUGUUUCAAGUAGGCUCACCAGAAAAAGGUCAGCAAUAUGUAUUGUUGGAAACUUGUAUGAUUGUGACGUGUGUUGUUAACAACCAGGGAUGAAAACCGUAACCGAAGUCUAUUGUUUCCAUUAAAGAGAAUAUUCUUCGUAUA
Zea mays is the source of this 1808-nucleotide messenger RNA. RefSeq lists its product as uncharacterized. Bases 159 to 1427 code for a protein of 422 amino acids. Gene Ontology annotation, biological process: glycerophospholipid catabolic process. Lineage: Eukaryota; Viridiplantae; Streptophyta; Magnoliopsida; Poales; Poaceae. The record is from RefSeq and is a predicted model, not a curated record. The transcript has 6 exons. Gene Ontology annotation, molecular function: phosphoric diester hydrolase activity.